Molecule: messenger RNA, 1815 nt
Organism: Patiria miniata (bat star)
Lineage: Eukaryota; Metazoa; Echinodermata; Asteroidea; Valvatida; Asterinidae
Gene: haao
Product: 3-hydroxyanthranilate 3,4-dioxygenase-like
Exons: 9
Coding region: 147-1040 (297 amino acids)
Biological process (GO): 'de novo' NAD+ biosynthetic process from L-tryptophan; quinolinate metabolic process
Cellular component (GO): cytoplasm
Molecular function (GO): 3-hydroxyanthranilate 3,4-dioxygenase activity; iron ion binding
Source: RefSeq, a predicted model, not a curated record
GGGACUGCUAACCAGUCUAAAUAAACUCAGGCACCGAUUGUUUUGGUGAAGUAUAGCGCGCUUUUCGUGUCUAAAAACAGGCAAAUCCGAUGCCAAUUGCUUGAUGUUCAACAACCAAUAACUCGAGUAACCCCGUGAGACACAUCAUGCCCGCCCCAGAGGUACAGGUCGAUCAUGUGGAUGAGUGGUUGGAGGAAAACAAGAAGUGGUUUCUCCCCCCUGUGUGCAACAAAAUGAUGCAUAAUGCAGGCCAGAUGAAGUCAUUCUUUGUCGGGGGACCAAACCAACGUAAGGAUUACCAUAUUGAAGAAGGGGAGGAGUUUUUCUACAUGGAGAAGGGAGACAUGUGCCUAAAGAUUGUAGAAAAAGGAAAACACAAAGACAUUCACAUCAAGGAAGGAGAGUGUUUCCUGUUGCCGGCCCGCAUUCCACACUCCCCUCAGAGGCAAGAAAACACCAUUGGUCUGGUGCUGGAACGAGAACGCAGCGAAGACGAAAAGGACGGCCUGAGGUAUUACAUUGACGGCACCACGGAGUCCCUGUUUGAAGUCUGGUUUCAGUGUGUGGACCUUGGCACUCAGCUUGGCCCAAUUAUCAAGGAGUUCUUUGCCUCAGAGCAGUACAAAACAGGAAAACCUAUCCCAGGAACCAUCCCUGAAAACCCGCCAGUGAUCAUAGACACUGAGACAGAGGUGGAAGCACCGUUCAGUCUCCUUAGUUGGAUGGACAAACACCAGGAAGAGAUCCAGGAGAAAGGCUUCAAGAAGCUCUUUGGAGACAAGUAUCAGUUUGAGGUUGCUGUGUAUGGCCCUGGGGAUCAUGUCGGAGGCAGUGAAGCGGCUGAGACCUGGACCUGGCAAUUGAAAGGGACGUCUGAGAUCACUGUUGGAGAAGAGAAGGUCAAAAAGAUUGAGCUGACUGAGCGACAGUGCAUGCUGAUUCCCCAGGACACCAAGUACACUGCCAAGCAAGGAAAGGACUCCCUGCGUCUGUCGUGCUUCCAAGACCCACGGAAGAAGACACCAGCCAAAAAAGACUGAAGAAUCGGUCAUCUUUUCAAUGAACAUUGCUGCAUCUAAAAAUGACUCAACCCUACCAGUAGUUAAGUAGUCAAAGCUAGAAUUUGCAAGUCACUUGAUAUGAGAAGUCUGCUUUUAAAAAAGUUGUUUUUUUUUAUUGUCAGAUGAAUGACAAGGGGAAACUGAUAAGGUGCUCUGUUAAAUUUUUAGCAACCAAAGCAGCCAGAAAUGUCCAUAUUACCAAAAUGUCCGGCACGGCCAUUGACGGCCGGCAUUUCGUUUCAACUAAUUUUGACAACACUUGAAAAUGGUGAAGGUUUUUAAAAUCUGAUCAAUGAGUUGAGGUGUAGAGCUUAAAAAGAGAAAAGAUACCAGGUUAUUGUUGUUUCUGAAUUAUAUUUUUUUAGUUUAAAAAAGGCAUAUAAUUUGCCUUAUUUUUUAAAAUGAUCUGGUUGUACAGCAUCUUAUAUUCAGAAAGAAUGUCACUGUAUGGUCAAUCAACUGGAAAAAAAGCAAAAAGAAAGGAGCAAAAAAGAAAGGUUAAAAAAAAUUUCACUGAGAACAGAGUAGCAGAUUGGUUGUAUUGUUCUGAAUAGGAAAAACAAGUUACUACUGCAUCUAGACUGAAAUAAAGAUUUGCAUACUUUUGUUUCUUAUUUUUUUGUUUUAAAGAAUUUGCUUUUGGAGCUUGACAUUUUAAGUUACGUUUUUCGAUUUUCAGCUGAAUUAUAUAAUACUGAAAUGCGUUUGCUUUGCUAAAAUAUUGCUUGUUAUUAAAAGUCAAAGCUUUUAAAAA